CUCUUUCUUCCCGAAAAGGACGUGGUGGGGAGCAGUGAAAACGCCUAUAAUUUAACCCCCUCCAAUAACAACCCACCAGGGGCAUAUUCCUCUGCAUAAACGGGCUCUUCACUUUCUCGCAUAAAAGGCGCAGACUUGAAUGACCCCAACCCAGAAAACUUUGCAAGGUUCAUGGGCGUUGAAGAAGCGAUGACCCCCGUGCAUUUGUAUAUGAUCUCCAGAGUUUGCAAAGAUGCAGCUGGGGCAGCUGGAAAUAUCUUUGCUAUUGGCCUAUUCGUGUCACCAAUAUCUACAUUCGGAAGAAUUGUCAGAAACAAAUCAACGGAACAUUUCUCUGGCUUGCCAUACAUAUAUGCCCUCCUAAAUUGCUUGAUUUGCAUGUGGUAUGGGUCGCCCCUUGUAUCAGAUGAUAAUCUCCUGGUUAUGACGGUCAAUUCAGCGGGUGCGGUGUUUCAGUUUGUUUACAUAAUUCUCUUCAUAACAUAUGCUGACAAAGCAAACAAGGUGAGGAUGACAGGAUUUCUCCUGGCAAUUAUUGGUGCAUUUGCAGUUGUAGUUGCCGGAAGUUUACAAAUACCUGAACUUGCCCUGCGAAGGAUCACUGUGGGGUUGUUGAGUGGUGCUUCUCUCAUAUCAAUGUUUGCUUCUCCACUUUUUGUAAUUAAUUUGGUGAUCCGGACUAAGAGUGUUGAAUUCAUGCCCUUCUAUCUCUCUCUUUCCACAUUCCUGAUGAGCACGUCCUUCCUUCUCUAUGGAUUGUUUAAUGAUGAUGUCUUCAUUUACGUUCCAAAUGGGAUUGGAACUGUCUUGGGUAUCAUACAAUUGGUAUUGUACUUCUACUUUAAGUGUAGACCUAAAGACAAGUUGAAGGAACCUUUGGUGGCACCGAUUGCAUGAGCAUCAUCGCUUCGAAAAGUAUAAUUUCCCAAUUGAUCCUUUCCCACACUGCACACGUGCUCUAAGUCCUUCUUGGGAUGGUUAACGUAGUUUGGUCUCGUGAGUGUCUUGCUGCUGAUCAUAUCUCUGCUGCCCCAAUUUCAGCUAAGGAAUUAUGACUUUGACUAUCUUCGUCCUGUUUUGGAAAAUGCUGUCCCUGUAGUCUUGGUGCAAAUGCUACCUGAGUUGUACCCCCUAAAUUAUUCUUUUAUUUAUUUGGGCAGCUUAGCAUGAUUUGAUCUAAUGAAACUUGAAACUGAGUGAGGUAAUCUUUUUCUAAUAAUUAGCAACAAAAAGAGCAUAUUGAACCAAUUUGAUGAUGCAGUGUUGAGGAUUUUUCUUUUUAUUGCUCAAACGGUAACUAGUUGCUGUCCCGGUCAUUGUUAUUGCCCAAUAUUCUUCAGGAGUUAAGUGUAAGUGCUAGAGAUUUGGUUAAUGGCUCUUUGGCACCUAUAAUGAGGAUCUAACGACUUAAUCAUUCAACUUAAGUUAAGGGGCAUAUCCAGCUGUUUGAGUUUAUUUGUUUUCUCACUCUGAUCAGGACUUGUGCGGAAGUAGGUUAAUAAGGUGGGCCUCAGUUCUCAAGAUAGGCUAAUUCACUACUGGUGAAUUCUGGGAGAGAUGGCAGUGCUGGUCAAGACUGAUGCGGUUAAAUUGGAAACCCGUGGCACGGCUCAACUUUAUAAGAACUACGUCCACUAUUGGCAAUGGGUGGAUAAAUAAGUUGCCAAAGUGAGGCAGAAAGCAGACGGUGCAAUACCACCUGGAAAAUAUUAAAUGAGGAAAGAUAGCCUGGCAUCAUUCAAUUUGCUUCCAGCAGUCAGAUGAGAAUUAGGGUUUUUUUCAGAAGACAUUGUGUAGCGAAUGAAGGAAGAGUGCUCCAAGAAAGUUCCUAUUCUGAUCAAAAUUGUUUCUCUUGAAAUGCCUCAAAUGAAUGAACUGCAACAUCUCUACUCA
Molecule: messenger RNA, 1893 nt
Organism: Syzygium oleosum
Lineage: Eukaryota; Viridiplantae; Streptophyta; Magnoliopsida; Myrtales; Myrtaceae
Product: bidirectional sugar transporter SWEET2-like
Exons: 7
Coding region: 172-897 (241 amino acids)
Biological process (GO): carbohydrate transport
Cellular component (GO): membrane
Molecular function (GO): sugar transmembrane transporter activity
Source: RefSeq, a predicted model, not a curated record